Molecule: messenger RNA, 1488 nt
Organism: Doryrhamphus excisus (bluestripe pipefish)
Lineage: Eukaryota; Metazoa; Chordata; Actinopteri; Syngnathiformes; Syngnathidae
Source: RefSeq, a predicted model, not a curated record
AUGACACGAUACGGCAUCCCGAGGAUGACACAAUACAGUAUCUUGAAGAUAAUACGAUAUAAUAUCCCGAGGAUGAUACAAUACAGUGUAUCGAAGAUGAUACAAUACAGUAUACCGAAGAGAAUACGAUACAGUAUCCCGAGGACGAUACGAUACGGCAUCCCAAUACAAUACAGUAUCCAGAAGAUAAUACGAUACAGUAUCCCGAGGAUGAUACAUUACAGUAUACCGAAGAUGAUACAAUACGGUAUCCCAAGGAUAUUACGAUACGGCAUCCAAAUACAAUACAGUAUCCCGAAGAUCACACAAUAUGGUAUCCCGAGGAUGAUACGAUACGGCAUCCAGAGGAUGACGCGAUACGGCAUCCCGAAGAUGAUACGAUACAGUAUCCCAAAGAUAUGAUACAGUAUCCCAAAGAUAUGAUACAGUAUCCCAAGGAUAAGACAAUACAGUAUCCUGAGGAUGAUACGAUACAGCAUCCCGAGGAUGAUACGAUACAGCAUCCCGAGGAUGAUACGAUACGGUAUCCAAAUACAAUACAGUAUCCCGAAGACGAUAUGAUACAGUAUCCCAAAGAUGAUAGGAUACAGUAUCCCAAAGAUGAUACGAUACAGUAUCCCGAGGAUAAUACGAUACAGAUGAUAUGAUACGGUAUCCUGAAUACAAUACAGUAUCCUGAAGAUAAUACAAUACAGUAUCCUGAGAAUGAUACGAUACAGUACCCUGAAGAUAAUACAAUACAGUAUCCCGAAGAUAAUACGAUACAGUAUCCCAAGGAUAAUACGAUACAGUAUCCCGAAGAUGACGCGAUACGGUAUCCCGAAUACAAUACAGGCGAUACCAUACGGCAGCCCGAGGACGAUACCAUACGGCACCCCGAGGACGAUACCACACAGCAUCCCCGGACGAUACCGUACGGCAUCCCCGGACGAUACCGUACGGCAUCCCGAGGACGAUACCGUACGGCAUCCCGAGGACGAUACCGUACGGCAUCCCGAGGACGAUACCGUACGGCAUCCCGAGGACGAUACCGUACGGCAUCCCGAGGACGAUACCGUACGGCAUCCCGAGGACGAUACCGUACGGCAUCCCGAGGACGAUACCGUACGGCAUCCCGAGGACGAUACCACACAGCAUCCCGAGGAUGAUACCAUACGACGUUCCUCAGCGUUCCCAUUGGCUAAAACUUCCGUAGCGUGGCGAGGUCUCGUGGCGCCAAUUAUGGGCGUACGACGCGACGCACGAGAGCUUGAUUUCCUGCGUUUGAGCCACAAGACGCCAGCUGACAUUCAACAGAUGCUGAGGGAGCAUCCUCGUGUCCCACAAUGCUUUGCUGGGGACCUUCCCGUGUCUCGCCAGGACCCCCUAUUCCCUGACACGUGUGCGUGUCCUGCUGUCACCCCGUCCCUGAUCGCACACGCUAACGCACUCAUGCACACACGCCAUCGACACAACAAGACCAUGCACUCUUUCUACCAGAGCAGAUGA